This is a messenger RNA of Geodia barretti, 1188 nucleotides long. The record is from the annotation of a GenBank genome assembly. Lineage: Eukaryota; Metazoa; Porifera; Demospongiae; Tetractinellida; Geodiidae.
UAUGGCAACAGAUAUACAUACAUGCACUACGCUAGCUCGCUGCUCACUGACAUACACUACGCUAGCUCGCUGCUCACUGCAUGCUGUCAUGUCUCUACCGUCGGAGGAGAGCAUCUACAAUCUCAUCCCGAAGACUGUCACUCCAGAGUCAAAGCCACCAAGGUACAAGUCCAUGUUUUCGUCUACGGUGAGGUCUGACGGCAGACAAGACAAGGCCUGCAGUAAGACAAUGGGACCAGCAAAAGUCCAGCUUAGCUCUCCACAAGACUUUCUCAAGAAACACUCGAAAGAACAAAAGCUGCCCGAGAGAGAGGCGAGAGCUACAAAUCGCGAGUGCAAACCUCAAAGACCACUUGUCCCACGGCACACUGAGCAGCCUCAGAUGGGAUCCAAAUCCAACAAGAAUUACGUCACCACAAAUGCAGUGAACAACAUAAUGGCAGUGCCUCGCAAACCGGCUGCAAAGUAUGUAGACACAGUUAGUGGAGAUACAUUUGACCUGGUCGCCUCUGGACUGGUCCCUAAAUACACCAACAAGAAGGACUACGGGAAGGUGCCAGGGUUCCUGGAGAGACGUCGAGAGGACAUGACAGCUGCUCAGGCAGAGUAUGACUGUUAUAUUGAGGAGAGCCUUCGCAGGGGGCAAAUGGAGCAGGUGACAGAGGAGGAACGAGAUACGCUGCUGGCAGGACUGAAGGCUAACUGGGAAGACCUCCACCACCAGUACCAAGGGCUCAGUGUCAUCACUGACACCGCUCCAAAGAAGGCCCGCAAGGAGCGAAUGGAGGCUGAGAUGAAGCAGCUGGAGAAGGACAUUGAGCUGCUGGAGCGACACCACAGACUGUACAUCUCUGAGAGACUCAGCUAGUAUAGUCCCUCACCCCUGACUUCACACCACAUCAGACAAUGAUUGUUGUGUGAUGUAUAUGUUAGCCUGGGUUCACAAUAUUAUGUCGCGCCAGUCACAUGGCGAGGAUUGCUAUCCUUGUGACACUGCAUGCGGCAGUGUGUACUGUGCAGGGCAACAUGAUAAUUGAGAGCCUUAGCCAUAGGAACGGCUGUUAGAUCAUGGAUAUAAUACCAGAAGCCAUGUGACCUUGUCCUUGACAAUGGUCUGUCCACAAGGGAUUCUUUCUUUGUUUCCUAAUGUGUUGCAAAAUUCCACCCCUAUUCUCCAGGUAUCCAAUA